AUGUUUUGGUCUGCGGCUCCACAUUCAGAUUGGCUGCAGCCACUACGGCCAGAGGUACACUUUGGUUUUGAAGGAUUCCCCGAGCCUAUUUCGUGGAACGAACACACCACCCGCUACAUCGUGGAGCCUGUUUUGACGUCUUCAAGUACAGAUUCCCUCAGGAAGUUGGGACUCACGCCCAAAAAAUCAGUCGAAAUCACGGUUCCAGAAACAGGCAAAAAACGCACCAUUCAUGGGCGGUUUCUCCACAUCACAGAUUUCCAUCCAGACCCCCACUACAGGGCCGGCUCGAACGUAGACAAUAUGUGCCAUGGAGGCGAAGGCCAGGCGGGCAAAUACGGCGACGCCAUUCUCGGAUGCGAUGCGCCGAUGAUCUUGGUCGAGCAAACGAUCGAUUGGAUCGCAGAAAACUUGAAGGAUAAAAUCGAUUUCAUUGUAUGGACGGGCGACAAUAUGCGCCAUGAUAACGACCGCCAGUACCCGAGAACAGAACAAGACAUUUUUGCCAUGAACGAGCAGAUCUCCGAUCUAAUGUACAAGAAAUUCGGCGACAUGCCCGUGCCUUCUUUGGGAAAUAAUGACGUGUAUCCCCACAAUCUUUUUGCGCCUGGGCCGACGCUUCAAACACGGGAGUUAUACAAGAUCUGGAGACCCUUUGUGCCGCAGUCACAGCUCCACAUUUUCAACAGGGGCGUGUAUUUUUUCCAGGAAAUCAUCCCUAAUAAGAUGGCCAUUCUUUCCAUCAACACGCUCUACUUGUUCCAGUCGAAUCCAUUGGUCGAGACCUGUGACAAACGGAAGGACCCGGGCUACAAACUCUUUCUUUGGUUGGGCUACGUGCUCAAAGAAAUGAGACAACGAAACAUGAAAGUGUGGCUUACGGGCCAUGUUCCGCCCACGGCCAAGAACUAUGACAUAUCGUGUCUCCGCAAAUACAUUCUCUGGUCCCACGAAUAUAGAGAUGUGAUUAUCGGUGGCUUGUACGGACACAUGAACAUCGACCAUUUCCUCCCGUUGGACGCCAAACAGGCCUACAAGUCCAUGGAGAAAAAGUUUUCCAGCUUGGGGUAUCAAGCAGAGCAAAACUGGGACUCGGACUCGGACGAUGAGGGCUCUUUAGUAGACUUCGGCCUGUUGGAGGAAUUGUACGGCUUCUACAACUCCUCGGUCGUACAAGAUACAGUCGACAGCUUGGAACAGGAGUUUGGAUUUGAUCUCUCUUUUUCGAGAAACAUCGAGAUACAGGGCGGCACGCCGAUGAGGAAAGUCAAUUACAUGAAUUCUGUCAGAGAGGGAACAUACGCAAAAAUCAAAGGCCGCAAGAAAUCCGGAGCCCACGGAGAAAGGUACUCUGUGGUCCACGUGGCUUCGAGUAUAGUUCCCACUUUCAAUCCGGGAAUGCGUGUAUGGGAAUACAACAUCACUGAGUUGUAUGAAACCGAAUCAUACCAAGGUCUAGGCUGGGACCAGUUUUUUGCGCAGAUCGACCAGGUAUUCGACCAAGAAGAAGCUGCAGAUGAUGACGACAUGUUUGCCACUUUCAAAGAAAAAGCCAAGGCCUUAAAACGAGACAAGACAAUCCCUCGCAAAAUGCCGAAAAAUACGCCUUUGGGUCCUGCUUACGUGCCUCAGUUAUUUACACCCGAACGAUACGUGCAGUAUUAUCUCGACUUGAAGUCGGCCAACGACAAAACUAAAGAUUUCGGAUACGAGAUUGAGUAUACCACCGAUGACAAAUCCGGAUAUAAGAUGAAGGAUUUGAGCGUGGCAGAGUGGUUGAAACUUGGGCGGAAACUCGGCCAACCAAUCAGGAAUAAAGAUAAAGCCGAUACGAAGGGCAAACAGACCGUAUUAAGCAAACUCUGGCUGACGUUUUUGUGUUAUAGCUUUGUGAAUUCUGACUACGAGAAUCUUGGAUACGGAUAG
Messenger RNA from Metschnikowia bicuspidata var. bicuspidata NRRL YB-4993, 1926 nucleotides. It is a transcript of the gene PHM5, whose product is annotated as endopolyphosphatase. Gene Ontology annotation, molecular function: exopolyphosphatase activity; endopolyphosphatase activity. Gene Ontology annotation, cellular component: membrane; fungal-type vacuole. The record is from RefSeq and is a predicted model, not a curated record. The coding region runs from base 1 to 1926 and encodes 641 amino acids. The transcript is spliced from 2 exons. Gene Ontology annotation, biological process: polyphosphate catabolic process. NCBI's taxonomy places the organism in Eukaryota, Fungi, Ascomycota, Pichiomycetes, Serinales, Metschnikowiaceae.